AUACCAUGAUUUUUACAUAGUGUCAAAGAUGAGGUCCUAAACUCUCCAGCAAAAACCAGCCUCAUCUUUUGAUAUACGCGAGAACAAAAUAAUUAGUGCUUUUGGUUAUUCCACAUGGAAUAGUUGGUCAUCGUUCUUCUUUUCACUUUCUAGAAAUCAAAACCAAGUAGACAAGCUUGCCAUUCCCAACAGAAAAUGGGUUGUAAAAUGAUCUCCUUGGAACCACCAAUCUUAUGUCAGCUCCCAGUAAGAAAACCAUGUUUUAGAACUAAAACUAUUGCCUUCUCUUCUUAUGCACCACACAAAGGCGAAGCUGUUUCCACCACGACCAAAUCCAUUGAAUCCCAACAGCCAAAGACCGAUGUCUACAAUGUUAGCUUCAAGACUCUGGGAGCUUGCAAGCUUGGGAUUUCCAGAUAUCCUGACUUUGAGUAUAAUGCGGAAGGGGGAACAGGAACUGGAACUGGUACAAAGAUCACAGAUGACAAUGAAGUUUCAGUUAGUUUUGACCUUAAAACACUGUAUAUUCCGCCACUGACAAGUGCAACAACCAUGUUCCUCGGACUGCCAUUGCCACCGUUUUUGAAGAUUGACAUUGUUCCUCAACUCUUACAAGGGAAUAUCAAUCAAGAAUCUGGCAAGGUUGAGCUGGAAUUCUUGGCCAAAUUCUGCUUUUCUGUUGGGAGUGUUUACCAAGCACCUCCAUUGCUGGUAAAGACAGUUUUAACAUCUGAGGAAUCAAAAGGAAAGAUUAGAAGUGGAAGAGGAGAGAGGUUGGAUAAUGAAGGGAAUUGCAAAUUGGUUGGCGUAGCAUCUGUUGAACCUAUUGAUGAUUUUUUCAUGAAUUCUUUCCUCAGUCUUCCUACUGAAUGUUUUGCCAAACUCAAUGCUCUCAUCACCGUGUCUACUUCUACUUGAAACCAUGCAACUUUCACUACAGAAAAAUACUAAUGAUGUACAUGUUACAAUCUUGCUCAUUAUUAAUUUAUAAAAAAUGUAAGAGCAUUUCUCUUAAUUUUUUAUUUUUUCUUUAAAAAAAUUACAAUGCUCAACAGAUCUCAAGAAUUACUUGGUAUUUGGACCUUUUAACUAACUUGAAAGUACAAUAAUCAUUGACCUUAAGUUUAUUGUCAAUAGCAAAUUUUGUGUAAUCUCCGGUGUGUGCUUUGUUGUGGUCAGUAUGAAUGGAAUUAACAUGCUUGCAUUGUUGUGCUUCAUACAUGAAUAACAAAAAUUCCUUGUGGUGGCUAAGAUGAUCUUAAACAAAUCAAGUUGGAAUGUGCUGCAUCAACAGUGGAAGCCAUUUGAUUUUUGCCAAGUAUAUAGAAUGACAGCAAAUAAAAACGAGAAAGCAUAUGCAUCAUCUCCCAAGUAGCCAAAUGUUUGAUGCAUUGAGUGCCAUGGGAGCUACCUAAAGAAGCAAAUUUCGCCACCAAGCAACCUUGGAUCGUCCCGUAAGCCACCACCCUUUCCAAGGAACCUAUUAUAAACCUUUUAAGUCAAUAGCAUAGAAUGAUAGAAUCAAUUUUCCCAUAAGCAAUUCAAGAAGCCAAUAUCUUUCCCAAGUAACCAAGCAAUAUAAAGUCCGUCCAAGUCAAUAGCAAUGAGCUAACGAAUCACUUCUACCGUAAACAUCCCUUCUUCCGAAGCAACAACUAUCCUCUGCAUGCUAGGUUAAGAAUCACAAAGACUAACAAUUACACAUCCAACUAUUGAUGGCCACUUGGCAAUUGGAGGGGGUAUGAACUCCUCUUUAUCAUAAAAAGUAUUAAUGAGUGAAUAAGGUACAUUCCCAGGGAAAAGUGAAACUGACUUAUUUCUAAUACUAUCAUCUUUGUUACGACAAUAGUUCCCACCAUGGCUAUUAUCUUGGUUAUUAUAUCUAUCUUUUAUACAGCUAUUUUCCACCACUGCU
Messenger RNA from Durio zibethinus, 1915 nucleotides. RefSeq lists its product as uncharacterized. The record is from RefSeq and is a predicted model, not a curated record. Lineage: Eukaryota; Viridiplantae; Streptophyta; Magnoliopsida; Malvales; Malvaceae.